AUGAAAAACGUUCCCCGGGGGCGGGUAGCUGUUCCCCGGGGGCGGGUAGCUGUUCCCCGGGACGGGGCAGUUGUUCCCCGCGUCCGGGCAGUUGUUCCUUGCGGUUGGGCAGUUGUUCCCCGGGACCGGGCAGCUGUUCCAUGGGACCGGACAGUUGUUUCAAAGGAGCGGGUAGCUGGUCCCCGGUACCGGCCAGUUAUUCCCCGGGACCGGGCAGUUGUUCCUCGGGGCCAGAUAGCUGUUCCUUGGGACAGGACAGCUGAUCCCCAGGACCGAACACCUCUCAAUAUGUUGCUCUCUCUCUCUCUCUCUCUGCACUUUUUCUUAUUCUUUUUUAUUCCUUCUUCUUCUUUUACUUCUUCAUCGUCUGUUCCUUCAUCAUCAUCAUCAGCUUCUUCUAUUCCUUUUUCUUCUUCUUCUUCUUCUUCUUCUUCUUCUUCUUCUUCUUCUUCUUCUUCUUCUUCUCUUCCUUCUUCUAUUCCUCCCCCCUCCUCCUUUUUUCUCAUUACCUCUCAAAUUUUAUUUUCUGUUACCUCCCUCCAUCAUUUCGUCUUUUCCUUGCUUAACUCUCUCUUUGUACACUUUCUUAUUUUCUCAUCCUUUUUUUUUCUUCCUUUUAGCCUGCUAUUUUCAUACCAUCUCUUUUUCUUUCUCUCUUCCUUUCCCAGCAACUCUUAA
This is a messenger RNA of Acanthosepion pharaonis, 678 nucleotides long. The record is from the annotation of a GenBank genome assembly. Lineage: Eukaryota; Metazoa; Mollusca; Cephalopoda; Sepiida; Sepiidae.